Molecule: messenger RNA, 1698 nt
Organism: Synchytrium microbalum
Lineage: Eukaryota; Fungi; Chytridiomycota; Chytridiomycetes; Synchytriales; Synchytriaceae
Exons: 10
Coding region: 1-1698 (565 amino acids)
Biological process (GO): mRNA splicing, via spliceosome
Cellular component (GO): U4/U6 x U5 tri-snRNP complex
Molecular function (GO): protein binding; U4 snRNA binding; U6 snRNA binding
Source: RefSeq, a predicted model, not a curated record
AUGCAGAACUUUGGGGAGGGAAGGCGACUCCAUUUUGGCAGUCUGGAAGACAACCAAGCGCUGAUAUAUCAGCAGCAACAGCAAGGAGGUGCAGCUCAAUAUGGAGUUAGCUAUGAUCAACUACAGGCUGCAGCUGACUACGAAGAUGAGGACAUGGCCGAUGCUCACGACUCGACAUCUCGAGCAAAAGUAGAACAUAAGGCCAUCUUGGAUGAAUUCGAACGACGAAAGCUCGCUACUACUUUGGCCGUCCCAACUGAUGAUAGACGAGUCAGAGCAAAAUUACGCGAGCUCUUUGAGCCAAUGACGCUCUUUGGUGAAGGGCCUGCUGAAAGACGUGAUCGGUUACGAUAUGUUAUGUCUCUGCUUCCGCAAACUGAAGCUGAAGAAGAGUCUGCUGGCGAUUCGGAAACAGGAACGGAUUCUGACGAAGACGACGAGCCUGAAGACGACGAUCCUGAAAAGAAGGAGUUUGUAUAUCCUGGAUCUCAGUAUAUACUGGACACGAGAAGAGCAAUCGCUAGUUUCUCACUACCCAGAGCAGAGAAACGAGUCGCUGAACAGCUUGCCGAGCUGGAUAUCCCAAUACCGCAAAGGAAAAAGAUACGGCAUGAAUGGUACCUGCAUCUUAAGACAUACACCACCAUCAGCUCACAAUUCGGAGACGAUCGACCGAUAUCAGCAUGUGCGUUUGCACCAGACUCCAAAUCACUUGCUACCGCUUCAUUCAGUGGCCUCAUCAAGUUAUGGGACUUGCCAUCAUCCAAGCCGAUUGCUACGUAUCGAGGACAUACGGAACGUGUUGGAACUAUUGCCUUCCAUCCAGACAUGAAGACCAACAGGGAAUCGGAUCACGUUGCAUUUGCUUCUGGAGCUUCAGAUGGGACAAUAAGAUUGUGGGCUCUCAACAAGGACACACCAUUAGCUAGUUUUGAAGGUCAUCUGUUACGAGUCUCCAGAGUUGCAUUUCAUCCCUCUGGACGAUAUCUUGGUUCAGCGAGCUUUGAUCACAGUUGGAGGUUAUGGGAUGUUGAAACCCAAAAGGAAUUACUGUUUCAAGAAGGGCAUUAUCGGGACAUAUAUGGUCUUGUAUUUCAGAAUGAUGGGUCACUACUCGCGACUGGCGGAAGUGAUUCCCAUGGCCGAAUAUGGGAUUUACGAUCAGGUCGAUGCAUUCUCACCCUGUCUGGCCACGUACAAGGAAUAACGAGCAUGGACUGGUCCCAAAAUGGAUACACGAUUGCAUCGGGAUCAUUAGACAACACUGUCCGAAUAUGGGAUGUGAGGAAGGGAGAAUCUGUAUAUAUGAUUCCUGCGCACAAAAAUCUUGUAUCGACUGUCAAGUUCUUUUCUCCUUCGGAGGACUUUGAUUUUAAACCGCCUGGUAUUGCUGGAUUUGCUGGUGGAGGUGCUAGCAAUGGUGAAUCUAGUAAUGAUAUGGUAGUAGAUGGUGGUCCAUUGUCUGGGAUACAUAGUCCAGCUGUUAGGAGGAGACUGUUGAAUAGUAGUUUCUUGGUGACGUGCUCUUUUGAUGGGACAACCAAGUUAUGGACUGAUGGUGAUUGGAAACCAUUGAGAGCUUUGGCUGGUCAGGAGGCUAAAGUUAUGUGCUGUGAUAUCUCCAAAGAUGGACAGUAUAUUGCUACGUCAUCAUAUGACCGUACAUUCAAACUGUAUUCUCCUGAAGGGGUGAUGUAA